Molecule: messenger RNA, 2382 nt
Organism: Anguilla rostrata (American eel)
Lineage: Eukaryota; Metazoa; Chordata; Actinopteri; Anguilliformes; Anguillidae
Product: BTB/POZ domain-containing protein KCTD21-like
Exons: 1
Coding region: 753-1592 (279 amino acids)
Biological process (GO): protein homooligomerization
Molecular function (GO): protein binding
Source: RefSeq, a predicted model, not a curated record
CUCAUAAGCGGUUUGAUAUUUAGAACAACAAAAAUCAGAGGAGUGAGCAAGACACAGUGGAUAAACUAAUCCCGUUUGAAACAUGACUGAGAUAAAGCGUCUGGUGAUGCUACCCUGACCCAGCGCUUAUUGUUUAAAGAGGACAAAGUGCUCUUUUUGACAGAGUCGAGUCGCAGCUGUUGCUGAAAGCAGUCUCGGCAAAGAACAUCAGCCCUUCAGCAAACCUCUCUUUUUUCUGACAGUAUCAGCACUGAUCAAGUCCUACGUAAGAAGGAAAUACAUUUCGGAGGCGAAGAAGUUAGAAUUUGGAUGUCAUUAAAAUUCAUCUCCAGCCGCGACGAAAGGUGCCAACGAUCCACUUCAGAGCUCGGUCUACAUCUACCAGCUGAACUAGAGUUAUGUAACGUGUCCUAAGUCAGCUGACUGGAUUGAAAGGGACUGGAAAACCUUAUAAAGAAGUGGGGUUGAAAAAAAAUCUGAUAUAAAAACAACAGAAACGCGCGCCCACGCGUAUUCAGAAUAUUUAAUUUCACUUUAAAUUUAAUUUAAUGUCUUUCUCUGCAUCACUGGCUCUUUGUCGGUUUGGGAAAAUAAAAAGUCACUUCAUACUUCUAUAAGCCAACUAGCUUAACGAUUCUGUGACUAUUUUGUCUUAAUUUGUCAAAAACAAAAUUGCCAAUUGCCGAUUUAUUGUUUUAUGUAUUAGAAAGCGUAUUGGUUAUUGGUUAGAAAUUGAGUUCAGUGGCAAGAGGAUGCUGAAUUUGAAUAGUCCAGACAGCAAUUCUUUCCAGGACCCCGUGUCACUCAACGUCGGCGGAGAGGUGUACACCACUACCUUGGACACGCUUACACGCUGCAGGGACUCCAUGCUGGGUGCGAUGUUUACUGGGCAGAUCCCGCUACUCCGAGACAAGCGAGGCAACUUUUUCAUAGAUCGCGACGGAAAAGUAUUCCGUUACAUCCUCAACUACCUCCGAUCGAACAGCCUUGACCUACCAGAUGACUUCAAGGAGAUGUCGCUGCUUAAGCGAGAGGCGGAUUUCUUUCAAAUACGACCCCUGCUGCACGAGAUACGGCGCUAUGAGUCUGGACCACAAGGGGUAAACUGGCGUAGUGCCGUGCUCAAUACAGAUGUGGACAGCCAGGUACGUGUACUGCACUUCAACCUGAAACGCGGACCAGAGAAUUACGAGUUGCGUUCCUGCGCAGUGCGUGUUUACUCUGCCAAUGUAUUCUGCACUUCAUGCGCCUUCAUAAAGCUACUAUGUACCCGUUUCUCGUACCGGACGCGGGAACGUACCGCAUCCCCGCAAUCCAACGAAGAAAAGCCAAACUAUCUUCGUAUGGAGUGGGUUCCUCGGCCAGAAGACUUGCCCCAGGACCAGUACGAGAAGAACAGCUUCCGAGAACUAACGGUUACAUCCCAGGUGACAUCCCCCGCUACCUCGCCAACGUCUGUAAUCCCAGACACUCGUGCGUUCAUGGAGGAAAUGCUGAAGGUCUCCCUGUCUGAGGGGUUUCGCGUGGACUCAGUCUUCCCUGAUCCGUCAGACAUCCUUAACUGCCGGUCGCUGCGAUUUGUUAGGUACUAAGGCGCCUGAUAUUGACCCAAGGAAGGAUAACAAUGUUUACAUCUUAUUAUCACUAUUUUUUCGAAGAUAGUUACAACUUUAAACAAGACCGUUCUAAAUGUGUUUACAGCAACAAUCUGAUCCUGAAACACGGUUACAAAACGUGACUAAUAGCCUAACAGUUGUAACAAUUGCAGAGUAAUACAGAUCUCAGAGUGUAGCCAAGCUGCGUAAUUUUUUUUUUCAUGGGAACCUGUCUUAACGGUUCCGACCAUUAUGAAAGAUUUUCAACGGUGUUCGUAGUUAAUGUUUUGCCAGUCAAGUGUCCUUGAAACCCCUUUUGUUUCAACGUCUUGAAUUUUGUUCAGUCCUAGCUUUCUAAUUUGUUUGUAACAAGUAUUCCUAUUGCUUAUAUCCCUGCACUAGGACUGAACUGAAAGGAAAACAAAUAUUUCCUUCUCACGAGGCCCACCAUCUCGUUAAAAUUGAGAGCCAAAUUGGCCCACGGCACCUACUGAAGGCUUGAGUGAUUUUGUACGCAACUGACAGCUGAAAUAGGUGCAGCACAGAACAAUUUUGACAAAUUGGAGUGUGUGCAUGCCAGACAUUCUUUUGUACUGUAUUCAUGGCAGAUUUAGAAACAUCAGAAGAAUGCUGGUUGAAUGGUAUGCCAAAUCCAUGCUGUUGCGAAAUAAUCCAUUUGUUUUUUUUUCUGCAUUGUAUGAUUCAUUGUAUGUAAUCAUGUAUUGUAAAGCGUCUUUGAGACUAUGAAAAGCGCUAUAUAAAAUAAAUGUAUUAUUAUUAUUAUUAA